This is a messenger RNA of Tupaia belangeri chinensis (Chinese tree shrew), 643 nucleotides long. RefSeq names its product uroplakin 2 (gene UPK2). Bases 36 to 593 code for a protein of 185 amino acids. NCBI's taxonomy places the organism in Eukaryota, Metazoa, Chordata, Mammalia, Scandentia, Tupaiidae. Gene Ontology annotation, cellular component: apical plasma membrane. Gene Ontology annotation, biological process: epithelial cell differentiation. The transcript is spliced from 5 exons. The record is from RefSeq and is a predicted model, not a curated record.
CACAGCCUGCCAGCAGCAUCCAGCUCCCAGCCAGCAUGGCACCCCCACUGCCCGGCAGGACCUCCCCCAGGAUCCUGAUUCUGCUGGCUCUCCUGGCCCCAGGGGCUGCAGCAGACUUCAACAUCUCCAGCCUGUCUGGCCUGCUGUCCCCAGUGCUAACAGAGAGCCUGCUAGUCGCCUUGCCCCCCUGUCACCUCACGGGAGGCAACGCCACACUGACGGUCCGGAGAGCCAACGACAGCAAAGUGGUGAAGUCCAGCUUUGAGGUGCCUCCAUGCCGCGGCCGCAGGGAGCUGGUGAGUGUGGUGGACAGCGGGGCUGGCUUCACCGUCACACGGCUCAGCGCCUACCAGGUGACAAACCUCGCACCAGGAACCAAAUACUACAUUUCGUACAUGGUGAAGAAGGGGUCAGCCACGGAGUCCAGUAGAGAGGUCCCGAUGUCCACGCUUCCUCGAAAUAGUGUGGAGUCCAUCAGCCUGGGGAUGGCCCGCACAGGGGGCAUGGUGGUCAUCACGGUGCUGCUCUCAGUGGCCAUGUUCGUGCUGAUCCUGGGCUUCAUCAUUGCCCUGGCACUGGGGGCCCGGAAGUGAGGGGCCCGCCUGGACAGCGGCUCCUCUGGGGCGUCCAGGGAGGCAGGUCC